Molecule: messenger RNA, 1681 nt
Organism: Spinacia oleracea (spinach)
Lineage: Eukaryota; Viridiplantae; Streptophyta; Magnoliopsida; Caryophyllales; Amaranthaceae
Product: protein FAR1-RELATED SEQUENCE 5-like
Exons: 6
Coding region: 23-1681 (552 amino acids)
Source: RefSeq, a predicted model, not a curated record
AUUUUUUUAGAGAGAGAAACUGAUGGAAAAUUCUCAAAUAUUCCAUGAUUUCUCUGUUUCAACAUCAAUUUCGAAUGAUUCUUCUUCUUGUCAUCUGAAUUCUUCAGCUGAAAAUCAGAGUUACGAAGAUAUAUUAAAUAAUGCAGUUAAUAAUUCAGAACAAAAUGAUGCUAAUGAGGAUCCAGAAUCCUAUGUGGUUGUUGGCCAAGAUUUUGAAGAACCAGUUUCAUUAGAGGGAAGUGUAGUUAAGGAUGAUGAUGAGGCGUAUGAGUUAUACAACAGUCAUGCAUUUAGGAAUGGUUUUGGUACUAGGAAGGGUAAAAAGGAGUAUAGAAGUGGUACUAGAAUAGUUCGACAACGGUUUUUUGUUUGUGCAUACGAGGGGUUUAAAAAUCCAGAUGGUGUUGUGCCUAAAUCCUUUAAAAAAAUUGAUAGGAGAACUGGAUGCAAGGCUUCAGUUCAGUUUGAUGUUGAUAAGAAAACUGGAGUUGGCACGAAGCUUGCUAAUGUUCUUAGAGCUAUGAGGAAAGAAGUUGGUGGUGAGGCGAAUUUAGGGUUCACUGUUCCUGAUGCGUAUGAUGCUGUUUUGGCAGAGAAGAAGAAAAAGUUGGAUGGUUGUGAUUCAAAUCAGUUGAUCAGAUGGUUCGCUAUGAGGCAAGCUAAAGAACAUGAUUUUUAUUAUGAUUUUCAAUUGAAUGAAGAGAAUCAGUUGAUCAAUUUUUUUUGGAGAGAUGGAAGAAUGCGGUCUGAUUAUGAAGCUUUUGGUGAUUUAUUGAUUCAUGAUACAACUUAUCGUACUAAUAAAUACGAUAUGAUUUGUGGGCCUUUUGUUGGAAUGAAUCUUCACACUCAAAAUAUCAUGUUUGGAGUGGGUUUUAUAUUGAAUGAGAAGGCAGGUACUUUUGACUGGCUUUUUAAUUCUUUUUUGACUUCAAUGGGAGGGAAGCAACCUGUGACUAUCAUGACUGAUCAAUCUUCUGCCAUGGACAAGGCUAUAAGGGAAGUGUUUCCAAAAUCGAGGCAUCGUUUGUGUACAUGGCACAUUGGGGAAAAUGCUGUUGUAAACAUCAAAGGUGUUAUGGCCAAAGAAGGUUUCAAACGUCGGUUUGAUUAUGUUUUGAAAUAUACUGACACAGUUGCUGAGUUCGAGCAUCAUUGGAAUAGUCUUAUGACUGAUUACAAUUGCAAGACACACAAAUGGAUAGAGAGGUUAUAUGAUUUGAAAGAGAAAUGGUGUCCUGCAUAUAACAAAGAGUGGUUUUCUGGGGGUAUUUUAUCUUCUCAAAGGAGUGAGACGACAAAUCAUUCUAUUUCUAGGAGGUUGCAUAAAACGAAUGGUUUAUGUGAUUUUUAUAAGUGUUUUUUAGAUGUAAUUGAUGAAUGGAGAAGUAAGGAGAACAAGGGAGAUUAUAAUUCUUCUACUGGAAAUAGAUAUUACGCAUGUGCGGAUAACAUGUUAUGUUUGCAUGCGCGGGAUGUGUAUACCAUUGCAAUAUAUUUGAUAUUUGAGCAACGAUUCAUCAAAGCAAUUGGUUUGAGGUGUCAACGCAUUUCCUAUGAGUUUCCAGUUUCUAAGUACAUUGUUGGGCAUCCUACAAAGGAUUUUAUUAGACAUGUUGUGAUGUUUAAUGAGCAAGAGAUGGUUGUUGAUUGUACUUGCAAGUCAUAUGGAGAGAUAUGA